Suillus subalutaceus is the source of this 1485-nucleotide messenger RNA. Its product is annotated as glycosyltransferase family 59 protein. The record is from RefSeq and is a predicted model, not a curated record. Gene Ontology annotation, molecular function: dolichyl pyrophosphate Glc2Man9GlcNAc2 alpha-1,2-glucosyltransferase activity. Gene Ontology annotation, biological process: protein N-linked glycosylation; dolichol-linked oligosaccharide biosynthetic process. The transcript has 10 exons. Bases 74 to 1414 code for a protein of 446 amino acids. NCBI's taxonomy places the organism in Eukaryota, Fungi, Basidiomycota, Agaricomycetes, Boletales, Suillaceae. Gene Ontology annotation, cellular component: endoplasmic reticulum.
CUGCACCCGCGCCGACUGCAAUUCUCCCCGAUCCACACUACUCACCUGCUAGAUAUUCCUCGUGCAAGCCGCUAUGUCUUUGGACACGAGAGCAUUAUACAUAGUCUACUGUGGUGUCGCAGUGGCCGUUUUGAAGGAGUUCAAUGCCGUAGUUACUGAGCCGUACAUGGAUGAACCUUUCCAUGUACCGCAGGCAUUGGCUUACUGCAAGGGUGAAUGGUCAACUUGGGACCCAAAAAUCACCACACCACCGGGACUAUACAUACUUAGUGUACUGCUGCACUGGGUCUUUAUGUUCAAAUGCAACCUAAAUUUGCUACGUCUCACCACUACCCUUACCCUCUUUGCACUACCGCUUGUCCUCACGCGAUUGCUGGGAUUCCAUCAGCGACGUCGUUCACCACCAAAAUUAGCACCCUCGAUCGAGGCACUUGUUUUGUCUACCUUUCCAAUAGCGUGGUUUUUGGUUCCAAGUCUUGUUUCCGUUUUGUGUACCGUAGUUGCUGCAACGCAGAAUAGGCACUGGCUUGCUGGUUUGCUAGGAAUUGUGAGCUGCCUCUUCCGUCAAAACAAUGUUAUUUGGGUACUGUACGCGUAUGCAGCGAGCCAGCUCAUGCGUUUGCGAUUCAAACGUGGAUACGUCGAACUACACGAUCCCCCCGCUUUGGGCGCUGGGCCGGGUGACUUUCUUCGAUCGAUCAUGAGUGCCCCCAAAGCACUACCUGAAUUACUCCCCGCGUUUACUCCUUAUGCGGUGGUUCUCGCACUUUUCGGUGGUUUUGUGAUUUGGAACGAUGGCAUCGUGCUUGGCGACAAAUCCAAUCACGUUCCUUCAUUUCACGUGCCACAGUUGUACUACUUCAUUGCGUUUGCAACGAUGAUCGGGUGGCCGGCAGUGCUUUGUGGUGAAAGCGGCCCGUUGAAGGUUGCCACCGAGGUCAUUUUGCGCAUGUUUGGGAAUAAAAGGAGAACGCUUCUGACGGCCAUCAUAUCGAUCUUCAUGGGGAUUACUAUCCAGCGUUUCACUAUUCAUCACCCGUUCCUCCUAUCCGAUAACCGUCAUUUCACCUUCUAUAUCUGGCGUCGAGUAUUCAUGCUGCAUGCGGCAGUACCUUACCUAUUUAUUCCGGGGUACCAAGUGUGCGCCUGGGCGUGGUGGAUUCGUGUUGCCCGUGAUCAAUCUCUGUUGCAGACGUUGGUCCUGCCCGUUUUAAUUUUGCCUACAUUGCUGCCUACUCCCCUGCUGGAACCGCGUUACUUCCUGGUGCCAUAUAUCUUGCUCAGGGCUCAGGUUGUGGAUGUGCAGCCCUACGGUAUUUUUGUCGAGGGCUUUUGGUACAUGGUAAUAAACGUGGCGACUACAUAUGUGUUUUUAUACAAAGAACGAGUGGGAGUUGGAAGAUUUAUGUGGUGAUGUAUCUAUGUACGUAGAGUAAUAAUAAAUCGAGUGGACAGGGGUCAUAUAUUUGGACCCACUGAUGCAAA